Molecule: messenger RNA, 882 nt
Organism: Diabrotica virgifera virgifera (western corn rootworm)
Lineage: Eukaryota; Metazoa; Arthropoda; Insecta; Coleoptera; Chrysomelidae
Product: GATA zinc finger domain-containing protein 15-like
Exons: 2
Coding region: 1-882 (293 amino acids)
Source: RefSeq, a predicted model, not a curated record
AUGUCUCAAGGAAGGAAAGGUUUAAGAAACAAAAAGAACGAACAAGAUGUGGAAGUGGAAGAAAAUGUGGAAGUGCACGGAGAAACUCAGCAGGCGGAACAAGAGCAGAGUGUAGCUCAAGUUCUACAAGAGACAACAGGAAUAACACAAGAACAAGAGGAAAAUGUCAAUAUGACAGCAUUGAUGUCUUUAAUGAUGCAGAUCAACAAAAAACUGGAAGAAAAUUCUAAAGAAAUCAAAGAAGAUAUGAAAAAAAUGGAAUAUAACAUGGAAGAGAAUUUAAAUAUGGUAGAUUAUGCUUUAAAAUUAAUAACUGUUGCAAAAUAUUUAGAACCCCCACUUAGAGAAGACGAAACAGUUUUGAAUGUUUCUAGACACUUUGAUGCGGACGUUGUGCAAACAGUCACAGUACAAAACAUUCAAACAGUAGACAGUUUUAUUAACUUUAUUCAAAGAGUACAAAGAGGUUAUAUUACAAGUAAUAAUAGUAAAAAUAGACAAUCAUAUAACAAUAAUAGGUAUGGUAGUAAUUCUCAAAAUUUUAAUAACAACAAUAAUACUAGUUAUGAGAGACAAGGUAAUAGAGAGAAUUUUAAUAAUAAUACUAAUGAUAAUAGACAAGAGAGACAAGGUAAUAGAGAGAAUUUUAAUAAUAAUAAUAAUUAUAAUAGGCAAGAUUUUAACACCAGGAGAAAUGCACAAAGAUAUAAUUACAACAGACAGGUAAAUUAUGUAAGGGGUCAGAGCUGCGAAGACAGUCAACGGAAUAGUACAUGGCAAGAAAAUAUGAAUAGUAGAAGUGAAAGCAGCGAAAGACAUCGAGAAUUAGAUCCAAACGAUCAGACACAAUCUGACAAUCCUAAUAAUCCAAAUUUUAUGUAG